This is a messenger RNA of Cladophialophora immunda, 5819 nucleotides long. RefSeq lists its product as uncharacterized. The transcript is spliced from 4 exons. The coding region runs from base 885 to 5504 and encodes 1539 amino acids. Gene Ontology annotation, biological process: phospholipid translocation. The record is from RefSeq and is a predicted model, not a curated record. Lineage: Eukaryota; Fungi; Ascomycota; Eurotiomycetes; Chaetothyriales; Herpotrichiellaceae. Gene Ontology annotation, cellular component: plasma membrane. Gene Ontology annotation, molecular function: ATP hydrolysis activity; ATP binding; magnesium ion binding.
AAAAAAGACAAGAAGACUCCUCCCGUCCCCCCUUUUCCCUCCAUUCCGCCAUCUCCUGGGCAUAAAGUCUUAGGCAAACCGUCUUGUUCGUCCGCGCUCGGUGCAAGCCGGAGUUUAGGAGCCAGAGCGUCCAACUGUGAAACAGACACGCUUCGGCCCCUGCGCUUCAGAAGCGUGCAAGAGGCGUCCGCGCAUGGGCAUUAUUGGCAUUAUUUGGCAUCUGGCAUUGCAUCCUUCCCAAUCUCGAGCUUCCUCAUCUCUCUUACCAGCCCAUUUGGUGCCCAGAGGGCUUGUCUGGUCGCCACUCACGCGUUGCACAACCACUCAUCUUUCCAGUCAUCGCUAAACCGACGGCGGAGCCCCGGGUGAACACGACGUUACCGAGCACGGAGUGCAGUUUUCGGUCCAUCGAGAAAAAAACCCUCCGAAGAUUAUACUCCAACCGUCCCCAUACCUCUUAGAUCCAAUCUACAUUGCAUCCUCGAGCUCACGCCGACUCCUUCUUUCUCGCCGUCCCUUUGUCGACCAUCCAUCUCCUCCCUUUUAUACCCUCGAACCUCUUUGCGCAGCACUGUCGCUGUCGCCGGCUCUCCCUUCUCUCCCUCAACGAUGCGCGUUUUGUCGGGCUGCUGACGUGAGCCGACUCUUCCGAGCCCUCCCUCUUCCCCCCCAGCCUCAAAACGCGGAAACUCGACCCUCGACCCGUCUCGCCUCCACGAGUUUCGUCAAACGUCCCAGAACAGCGGACAGUAUCUGGAAUCCCGUUUUUUGGCAAAAGUUUGUCCUCUGGUGUUUCUCGAUAAAACGAAAGUCACACCCCGCGCCCUUGGGGUGACGGUUUACCCCCCUUUAUUGGAUUCUGCACCUGCGCUUGCGCCCGCAACAUGGCUCGAAUACAUUUUACCAGCGGCGAGACCAGCGUCUCGAAACCGGUCAAGAGAAUGCGGUGGGCGACAACUCGAAAACCUGGCCAAAGCGGAACAAAGAAAAGGCUCUCUCUACUUCAACGGGUACCCAAGGUAACCGUCUCGACCUACGAAGAAAAGCCGGACGGCCCCAAAAACGCCGGUCUGAUCACCGACGAGAGUCCCCUCGGCGAGCAGCAAGCACAGCAGGAAUCAGACGGGCGCCAGAUCUACGUCAAUUUACCUCUACCUCCCGAAGCAAAAACAGAAGACGGCCAUAUCAAGGCCAAGUACUCGAGAAACAAGAUUAGGACGGCCAAAUAUACCCCUCUCAGCUUCGUGCCCAAAAACUUGUGGUUUCAAUUCCACAACAUCGCUAAUAUAUACUUUUUCUUUAUUGUCAUUCUCAGUAUAUUCUCCAUCUUUGGUGCUUCGAAUCCCGGUCUUGGAUCCGUUCCCCUGAUUUUUAUCCUGUCAGUGACAGCCAUCAAGGACGCAGUUGAGGAUUGGCGCAGAACGGUGCUGGACACCGAACUCAACAACUCACCAGUGUACCGGCUGGUGGAUUGGGACAACGUCAACUCCUCUGAUGACGAUAUUUCCCUCUGGAGGCGUUUGAAAAAGGCCUGCACAAGAUCUGUCGUUUCGACAUAUCGCUGGAUGAGGAGCCUGCGAAAAGGUCAACCCAAGCGUUCAGAAAAAGAUGUGGUUGCCGAUCACCCCGGUCUGCAAAGGAAUCAUUCGAUCGCUACAAGGCACACUAUUCGAAGCUCGAUCCACUCGGAAGAAGGCGAUUCUUUCCAUUCCUCCCAGAGCCAGACUGGCGAUGACAUUGCCAUGACUCCCGUGCCAUCUCCCGGUUACCGAUCGAGCCUUCCCCCGGAUGCCAAUGGCGGACCUCCGAGUAGUGCAUUCUCCUACGAGACGGCGGACGAAAGUCGCGCUGCUGGAGACAAUGCACCUUCAAUGCUCCGAACGCAGAAUUCCUCGAAAAGAAAGAGCGUUGUCCCCGCUAAGAAGGACUACGGCAGCGUGAUCAACCCUCACAAGGAAGUCCCUGAUACUGCCCGCUUCAAGAAAGACUACUGGAAAAAUGUCAAAGUGGGCGAUUUUGUCCGUAUCUACAAUGACGAGCCGGUCCCGGCCGACAUAGUCGUGCUCUCCACAUCUGACCCGGAUGGUGCCUGCUACAUUGAAACCAAAAACCUGGAUGGCGAGACAAAUCUGAAGGUCCGCCAUGCGCUUCAGGCAGGACGCAGAGUCAAGCAUGCCAAAGACUGUGAAUUCGCCGAGUUCUUGAUCGAUAGUGAAGGACCUAGCCCAAACUUGUAUACUUACAAUGGAGUGGCCCGAUGGCAACAGCAGGACCCCAAGAACCCCAAUGCUCCCACGCGUGACAUGGCGGAACCGAUUACCAUCAACAACAUGCUUCUACGUGGCUGCAGCUUGAAAAACACUGAAUGGAUUCUCGGCGUGGUUGUGUUCACCGGGGGUGAGACCAAAAUCAUGCUUAAUUCGGGCAUCACCCCCAGCAAACGUGCACGGAUGGCUAGGGACCUGAACUGGAACGUCAUCUACAACUUCAUCAUUUUGUUCUUCAUGUGCUUGGUUGCAGGUAUCGUGCAAGGUGUCACCUGGUCCGAAAACAACAACUCUUUGAACUUCUUCGAGUUUGGUUCGAUUGGCGGCAAUCCCCCAACUGACGGCUUCAUCACUUUCUGGGCCGCCGUCGUCUUGUUCCAGAAUUUGGUGCCCAUUUCUUUGUACAUCACCUUGGAAAUCGUCAGGUCCAUCCAAGCCUUCUUCAUUUGGUCCGAUGUCCAUAUGUACUACGAGAAACUUGAUUACCCCUGUACGCCCAAGAGCUGGAACAUUUCGGAUGAUCUGGGACAAAUCGAGUACAUUUUCUCGGACAAGACUGGAACAUUGACUCAGAAUGUUAUGGAGUUCAAAAAGUGCACUGUCAACGGAGUACCCUACGGCGAGGCUUACACUGAAGCCGAAGCAGGGAUGCGAAGAAGACAAGGCGUCGACGUCGACGCUGAGGCUGCUCGAGUGCGUCAAGAAAUCGCAGAGGCACGUGCUGAGAUGUUGAAGAUGCUCCGCAAGACCUACGACAAUCCAUAUCUCCACGAUGACGAGCUCACGUUCAUUUCUCCAACCUUUGUGGGUGAUCUCAAUGGUCAAUCAGGUGAAGCACAACAAGCGGCAACGGAACAUUUCAUGAUUGCCCUAGCUCUCUGCCACACGGUAAUCACGGAAACAACGCCAGGUGAUCCACCAAAGAUUGAGUUCAAGGCUCAGUCUCCCGAUGAAGCUGCUCUUGUCGCCACGGCGCGUGAUGUGGGGUUUACGGUCUUGGGUCGUACCAACGAUGAUCUCCACGUCAACGUCCUUGGGGAAGAUCGAACCUACCGGAUUCUGAACACUCUGGAGUUCAACUCGACCCGAAAGCGAAUGAGUGCCAUUGUACGUAUGCCUGAUGGGAAGAUCAAGCUGUUCUGCAAGGGCGCCGACAGCAUGAUCUAUUCGCGUCUUGCUCGUGGCCAACAGCAAGAACUUCGCAAGGCAACUGCUGAAAAUCUGGAGAUAUUUGCUCGUGAAGGGCUCAGGACGCUCUGUGUGGCAGAGAGAGAGAUUGACGAAGACUUCUACCAAGAAUGGAACAAGGACCACGACUUUGCCGCUCAAGCUUUGACCGACCGAGAGGACCGCCUUGAAGAGGUAGCCGAUAGGAUUGAGAGAGAACUCACACUCCUUGGAGGCACAGCCAUUGAAGAUCGUCUACAAGAUGGUGUUCCCGACACGAUCGCUCUACUUGGCCAAGCUGGUAUCAAGCUCUGGGUCCUCACUGGCGACAAGGUUGAGACCGCCAUCAACAUUGGGUUUUCUUGCAAUCUGCUCUCAAAUGAGAUGGAUUUGAUUCUUUUCGACAUCCCUGAGGCCACUUUAGACGAAGCUGCGAAGCUGCUGGAUCAACAUCUCCAAACAUUCGGAUUGACCGGCUCCGACGAGGAACUCGCAGCCGCUCGACUUGUUCACGAGCCGCCGCCACCAACCCAUGCUCUGGUCAUUGACGGAGAGUCGCUCAAGUUGGUUUUGCGAGAUGAGCUAAGACAGCGGUUUUUGGUAUUGUGCAAACAGUGCAGAUCCGUCCUCUGUUGCCGAGUCAGCCCUGCACAGAAAGCUGCUGUGGUUCAGCUUGUCAAAAACGGACUCGACGUUAUGGCAUUGUCUAUCGGCGAUGGUGCCAAUGAUGUUGCCAUGAUUCAGGAGGCCGACGUCGGUGUAGGCAUUGCCGGCGAGGAAGGGCGACAGGCCGUUAUGUCGUCCGACUAUGCCAUUGGCCAAUUCCGUUUCCUGCAGCGACUGGUUCUCGUCCACGGUCGUUGGUCUUACCGCCGUCUCGCUGAGAGUAUUGCCAAUUUCUUCUAUAAGAACCUGGUCUGGACCUUUGCCCUGUUUUGGUACCAAAUAUACAACAACUUUGACAUCACUUACCUCUUUGACUACACUUACAUCCUGCUGGUGAACUUGGCUUUCACAUCGGUACCUGUCGCUCUGCUGGGUAUCCUGGAUCAAGACGUGAGCGACAAAGUAUCUCUUGCAGUACCCCAAUUGUACCGACGCGGAAUGGAGCGAAAGGAAUGGACCCAAGUCAAGUUCUGGUUAUACAUGGUCGACGGCUUAUAUCAGUCUGCCAUUUGCUACUUUAUGGCCUACCUCCUUUUCCAGCCUGCAACCUUCGAAACCGAGAACGGAAGAGGCAUCGCCGACCGAAGCCGCAUGGGUGUCUAUGUGGCUUGUGUUACCAUCAUCGUGAUCAACUCCUACAUCCUUCUCAACACGUACAAGUGGGACUGGAUCAUGGUUUUGAUCACCGUCAUCAGCUGCCUCUUGAUCUUUGCCUGGACUGGCAUCUACUCUUCUUUCGAAGCUUCCUUCCAAUUCUACAAAGCCGGAUCCGAAGUCUACGGGCAAUUAACAUUCUGGGCGAUGACGCUCUUGACGUUCGUGAUAUGUCUGCUACCCCGCUUCUGUGUGAAAUAUUUCCAGAAGAACUACCUGCCCUACGACAUUGACAUCGUCCGGGAGCAGGUCCGACAAGGCAAAUUCAAGUACUUGGACGAAUACGAGGCUUACGUUCCUCCCAAAGUAGUCGACCUUUCAGGGACAUCGUCUGAACAACCUGAAGAGGUUCAUGUGGAAUCAAAUGGGCAGCAGCAGCCUCAUCAUGCACGAUAUGGAAGCAUGGCGGAAUCACAGCGACCGAUCUACCCACCCUCGGAGGCACCUACCCGUCAUCCUCACAGCCAAACAGGCAGUGACGGCACAGAUAGAACCCAGCCAUCCUUCGAUAUUGCUGGACAUCAUGCAGACUCGUCUACACCCGAAAAGCUACGGCGGAGGAGACCCUCCAUAGAGCGUGCUCGCUCGUCAUUUGAGAGGCAACGACAGUCUUUCGACAAGCUGAGACCGAGUUUCGAAGGAAGCCGUGAUUUCACCAGCGCCGCCAUGCUGUCAAGGAUGGAAUCUCAAUACUCCCAACCUGGUCUUAGUGAGGUCAAUACUCGAGUCAUCCCUGAGGAGAACGUGUAGAGCCCUCAUGACAAGGGGUCACAGCACAUUUUGUGUAUCACGAAUUUAUGCCGGCCUUCUAUAGCUAUGAUGAAAAAGGCGUUGCGGACCGCAUGGAUAUGGGACAGGUAUUAUAAGGGAGAGUAUCCGAAGAGACUGGCCAUGGAAUUGUGAAAUAUUUAGCGAAGGCUUUUUCUGCUGUAUAUACCUUUGAAAACACCUAAAUGAAACCACGCACCAGAAGUGGACGAGACUUUUAACGCGACUGAUUCUAGAUAGAGCCGCCAUUUGAUCCUCAUGAUUGGCCACUGCCAUGUAGAUAUGCAACUAUCAUUC